Xenopus laevis (African clawed frog) is the source of this 2769-nucleotide messenger RNA. It is a transcript of the gene khsrp.L, whose product is annotated as KH-type splicing regulatory protein L homeolog. Gene Ontology annotation, molecular function: RNA binding; nucleic acid binding. Lineage: Eukaryota; Metazoa; Chordata; Amphibia; Anura; Pipidae. The record is from RefSeq and is marked provisional. Gene Ontology annotation, biological process: regulation of DNA-templated transcription. Gene Ontology annotation, cellular component: nucleus.
CUGGCAACCCUACCGAGGCCAUACCACCCUCAGCGCUUCGUUCUCCUCCUUCUUUUCCCAGGGUGCUUUGCUUGCCGCGGCCUUGUUCGCGCCUUCAGCCCGCGGAGGAGCCGCUGCCGCCAUGUCAGACUAUCCCGGAGCCCAGUCCGGGAACCGCAAGGACGCGUUUGCCGAUGCUGUACAGAGGGCCCGCCAGAUUGCCGCAAAGAUCGGAGGCGAUGCCACCGGUGGUGUGAACAACACCCCAGAUUUCAACUACGGAGGGCAGAAAAGGCAGUUAGAUGAUGGGGAUGUGUUUGGUUUUCCUUCUCCAGACCAGCCAGAGUGUAAGAAACUGGCAACCCAACCCGACCCAAACCCCCCUCAGCUUGCUCCAGUCCACCCUCCAAGGUCGUCUUCCAUGACAGAGGAGUAUCGCGUUCCAGAUGGCAUGGUGGGACUCAUUAUUGGUCGCGGAGGAGAACAGAUCAACAAGAUUCAGCAGGAGUCUGGGUGCAAAGUACAGAUAUCUCCAGACAGUGGUGGGAUGCCUGAGCGGGUCGUUUCCUUGACUGGAUCUCCUGAUGCUGUACAGAAUGCUAAGAUGCUGCUGGACGACAUUGUUGCCAGAGGUCGAGGGGGUCCUCCUAGCCAAUUCCACGACAGCUCCAAUGGGCAAAAUGGUUCCUUACAGGAGAUCAUGAUCCCUGCUGGCAAAGCUGGACUGAUCAUUGGGAAAGGUGGAGAAACCAUAAAACAGUUACAGGAAAGAGCUGGCGUCAAAAUGAUUCUGAUACAGGAUGGAUCACAAAAUACCAACAUGGAUAAGCCACUUCGUAUAGUGGGAGAACCUUUCAAAGUGCAGCAAGCCUGUGAAAUGGUGAUGGAUCUUCUAAAGGAGAGGGACCAGGCUAACUUUGACAGAAAUGAGUAUGGUUCACGCGGUGGAGGAGGAGGAGGAGGUGGUGGUGGUAUUGAUGUACCUGUCCCCCGACACUCGGUUGGAGUUGUUAUAGGACGCAGUGGGGAUAUGAUUAAGAAGAUUCAGAAUGAUGCUGGUGUCAGGAUACAGUUCAAACAAGAUGACGGGACAGGUCCUGACAAAAUUGCUCACAUCAUGGGCCCCCCAGACAGGUGUGAGCACGCAGCAAGGAUUAUCGGCGAUCUCCUUCAGAGUUUAAGGACUGGUCCCCCUGGUCCUCCGGGUCCUGGAAUGCCUCCAGGUGGCAGAGGAAGGGGUCGAGGGCAGGGUCCUUGGGGUCCUCCUGGUGGUGAAAUGACAUUCUCUAUACCCACUCACAAGUGUGGACUGGUGAUUGGAAGAGGUGGGGAAAAUGUGAAGGCAAUUAAUCAGCAAACUGGAGCAUUUGUCGAGAUCUCCAGGCAGCCGCCGCCGAACGGAGACCCCAAUUUCAAGAUGUUUACCAUUAGAGGCAACCCCCAGCAGAUCGACCACGCCAAGCAGCUGAUUGAGGAGAAGAUUGAGGGCCCUCUUUGUCCAAUUGGACCCGGCCCACCCGGUCCAGGCCCAGCAGGUCCCAUGGGACCAUAUAACCCCGGCCCCUACCAGCCUGGACCUCCAGGAGCCCCUCCACACCAAGGACCCCCUCCUCCUCCUCCACCUCAUCAGUACCCUCCUCAAGGCUGGGGAAGCACAUACCCCCAGUGGGGCCAACCUCCAGCACCUCACGACCCCUCAAAACCACCUGCUCCCACAGAUCCCAGUGCUGCAUGGGCUGCUUACUACUCUCACUACUACCAGCAGCCCCCUGCUCCAGUCCCAGGGCAGCCCCCUGCUGUUCCUGUACCUCCACCUCAAGGAGAACCCCCAAUACAGCCCCCGCCGGCCAGCCAGCCUGACUACACAAAGGCCUGGGAAGAAUAUUACAAGAAAAUGGGUCAGCAAACUCCACAGCCAGCGGGACAGCCAGACUACACAAAAGCCUGGGAGGAAUAUUACAAGAAGCAAGCAGUCGCUCAGGCAGUAGCCAAUCCAGGAGCACCAGCAGUGGUGGCAGCAGCAGCAACGGCGGCUCCACCUGCAGCACAGCCAGAUUAUAGCGCAGCAUGGGCAGAAUAUUACCGACAACAAGCAGCAUAUUACGGACAGGCACCAGGAGCUCCUCCCACACAGCCCCCACCCGCACAGCCGGGGCCGCAGGCCCAAUGAAUGUCGCUCUCCCCUCACCCGCUGCCAGUCUGAUGAAGAGAGUCCCUCUGCUGCUGCCCAUCUAACAGUGGGGAGAAGUCGUUUGAAGAGUCGUCUAGUCGUUUUUAUUUUUUUAGGACCCGCCCUCUCCUCCACUUCACCCAGGAUGUCCUCUUCCAAAAACAAUACACAAGCCCCUCCCCCCGGAGGCCUGUUCUGUGCAAAAGCAGGUGUAGCAAUUAGGACUAAUCUUGAGAGCAACCCCCAAAACUCUUGCCUCAAUUUUCUCUCCCCCAGCAAAGACACGGUUUAAUUCACUGGGACCGUCCUGUGAGUAAUAUAUAUUAUUUUUUUUUUACGUAAAGGUUACCUCCCAUUGUCCCUGUGCUUUUAGUUGAACAUUCCCUGGUAUCGCCCCCCCAUGCUGCCUGCUGCUCCCUCCCCUAUGGCUGGGGAUCCAUGAAGGCUGCAGCUCCCUCCCCAGUGGCUUUGGAGGGGGGGGGUGAUGGAGUCAGCUGGUCCGUCUCACAGCUGGGGGGGUCGUGAUGUGUUUUUUGUCUGUUCAGAGACAUGGAAACUGUACGCCGAGUUUUUACUUUUUAUUGCCUGUUUUUAACUUCACAAUAAACCAAUGAGAAAAC